AUGGCACCACAAAAAAAGCAGGAAGUGAAAGAAAAUGUUCAAGUGGCCAGGAAGGACAACCGAGAUGGGACUGGAGUCUCGGCUUCCGCGUGCGGCACUGACCAUGUACGGCGUUGUGUUUUGCAGGAAGCAGACACCAAAAUUGAGUACAGAGCCUGGAACCCGUUCCGAUCGAAACUCGCAGCCGCCAUUCUCGGGGGCAUUGACCAGAUCCACAUCAAGCCUGGAGUGAAAGUCCUGUACUUGGGAGCGGCGUCUGGCACCACUGUCUCGCACGUGUCCGACAUUGUGGGACCUGAGGGCUUAGUCUACGCAGUUGAGUUCUCCCACCGGUCUGGCCGUGACCUCAUCAAUGUGGCCAAGAAGCGGACCAACAUCAUCCCCAUUAUUGAGGACGCCAGGCACCCGCACAAGUACCGCAUGCUUCUCGGAAUGGUGGAUGUCAUCUUUGCCGACGUGGCGCAGCCUGACCAGUGCAGGAUUGUGGCUCUCAACGCCCACCAUUUUCUCAAAGUGGGCGGUCACUUUGUUAUCUCUAUUAAGGCAAACUGCAUUGACUCCACUGCUACCCCCGAGGCUGUGUUUGCAUUGGAGGUUAAGAAGAUGCAGCAGGAGAAUAUGAAACCCCAAGAACAGUUAACGUUGGAGCCAUAUGAGAGGGACCACGCUGUUGUUGUUGGGAUAUACAGGCCGCCAGCCAAACAGAAGAAAUUCUAAGUAAAGACCAGGGCCCAGAAAUCGACGAAAGAGAGAGAUGCUAAUGGACACGCUGAGUCUGGGAUUGUGUUGUACAAAACUCUUCUGACUGGAUUUCUGAGGCUGGAUAGAGCUCUUGACAGUUUGCUGACUUUUGCUUCUCAAAUGGGGCACGUGAUUUUAUUUUCUUCCCUUGGCUCGUCGUCGUCCGAAGGCUGUUUGAGUUCUCAAACUCUUACUGUUUGCAGUAUCUUUCUGACCAUGCUGGGAUGGGUGGGGUCGUAAUCUCUGGAGGGGAACGUUUGCCAGGACGGGCCUGUUGGCUAAUGGUUAGUUUUAAGUUUCAUAUUUUUGUUUGUGGUAGGGUAAGAGAAUGGGAUUUGGAUUCCAGAUAUGGGUCUCAAGAAAUGCAAACAUUUCAUUUGAGUUGGGAACCUCUUGUGUGAAUGGGAGUAGAGGGAAGACAGUUCGGCUUUUUGAGACCGUUCUAUACGAUCGCUGACGAUCUCCUAUCCCUCUUCAUGCCCUAUGCCCAAACUCCAAUAGAUCUUUGAGUCUGGAAUGUACUUGAUGGGGUGGGGGGGGUGGAAGAAAGACCUGCAGCCACUUGACAACAGUUGUGUCAAACCCUCCUGAAGUUUCUACUCUCACCCCUUGCUGUGCCGAACCGCAGAGGGUAGCGUAACCUUUGUGUGUUUUCUUCUUGUCCUGAAGAGUAGGAAUUGGACACAUGCUUAUAGGUUGCGAGACCAGGUGGUAGAAGAGAAACCAUUUAUAAGCACACUGUUCCAUUGAAUUGCCAUGGCGAAGCCCCACGUCCUCUGCUGUUCUUUAUCACAUUGUUUGAAAAGUUUUGCAGGUGAUGCCUGACUUAAGUGUUUUUCCUGUGUUUAGCUGUAGGAGCUGGCCCAGGAGACAAUUUUGUGUAUUUCAAUUGUUGAUGAAUGUUCAAUUCGUUAUUAAAAAAAAAACAAACUUA
Molecule: messenger RNA, 1675 nt
Organism: Chiloscyllium plagiosum (whitespotted bambooshark)
Lineage: Eukaryota; Metazoa; Chordata; Chondrichthyes; Orectolobiformes; Hemiscylliidae
Source: RefSeq, a predicted model, not a curated record